CCCCCUUCCUUCGACCACCACCUCCUUAUUUAUAUCCACCCGCGAGGGGCAGGCUUUCUCUCUCGCUGCUUGUUCUUUUCCCGGAGUGUUUUCUUGCCGAGGGUCUACAAACAUGGCUUCGAGGCAGCAGUUGGCUUUAUUUAGUGUCUCAGAUAAAACUGGCCUGGUGGAAUUUGCAAAAUGUCUGAAUUCUUUGGGUUUGACUUUGGUUGCCUCAGGAGGAACAGCAAAAGUUCUUCGGGAUGCAGGCUUGAAUGUCAGAGAUGUUUCCAAUCUUACUGGCUUUCCAGAAAUGCUUGGAGGACGUGUGAAAACUCUUCAUCCUGCAGUGCAUGCAGGCAUCCUGGCUCGUGAUAUUCCACAAGAUAAAGCUGACAUGGAAAAAUUGGAUUUCAGCCUUGUAAGAAUUGUAGUUUGCAAUCUCUACCCAUUUGUCAAAACAGUGGCCUCCCCAAAUGUUACUAUACAAGAAGCUGUUGAACAGAUUGAUAUUGGAGGUGUUGCUUUACUGAGAGCUGCAGCAAAAAAUCAUGCCCGGGUGACAGUUGUUUGUGAUCCUGGGGAUUAUACUGAUAUAGCAAAAGAAAUGAAAAACCAUUCUGAUAAUGAUACCAGUUUGGAAAUUCGGCGUCAGUUGGCUUUAAAGGCCUUUACUCACACUGCUCAAUAUGAUACAGCAAUUUCUGACUACUUUAGAAAAGAGUACAGCAAAGGAGUAUCUCAACUUCCACUGAGAUAUGGCAUGAAUCCCCAUCAAACUCCCGCUCAACUCUAUACUUCAAGGCCUCAACUUCCUCUCUCAGUUCUGAACGGUUCCCCAGGGUUUAUAAAUCUAUGUGAUGCUCUGAAUGCCUGGCAGUUGGUCAGGGAACUGAAGCAAGCAUUGGGCAUUUCCGCUGCCUCUUCAUUCAAGCACGUCAGUCCAGCAGGUGCCGCUGUUGGUGUGCCCCUCAGUGAGGAAGAAGCUCAGGUGUGCAUGGUGCGUGACUUGUACCCUACUCUAACACCCUUGGCAACCGCAUAUGCCAGAGCAAGAGGUGCUGAUAGGAUGUCAUCUUUUGGGGAUUUCAUUGCUUUAUCUGAUAUCUGUGAUGUUCCUACAGCUAAGAUCAUUUCAAGAGAGGUGUCUGAUGGGAUUGUGGCUCCAGGCUUUGAAGAAGAAGCCCUCAAAAUACUAUCCAAAAAGAAAAAUGGCAGUUACUGUGUACUCCAGAUGGAUCCAACUUUUGAACCAGAGGAAAAUGAAAUCCGUACUCUCUUUGGAUUGCAUCUAAUGCAGAAAAGGAAUGAUGGUGUGAUUGAUCGAUCACUAUUCAAAAACAUUGUUACUAAAAACAAAAAUUUGUCUGAUUCUGCUAUCAGAGAUCUCAUUGUUGCCACCAUUGCUGUUAAAUAUACUCAGUCUAAUUCUGUUUGUUAUGCCAAGAAUGGACAGGUGAUUGGAAUUGGGGCAGGGCAGCAAUCCCGUAUCCACUGUACCCGUCUGGCUGGAGACAAGGCAAAUUUCUGGUGGCUCAGACAUCACCCACGAGUGCUUUCCAUGAAGUUCAAAACUGGAGUAAAAAGAGCAGAGAUCUCCAAUGCUAUUGAUCAAUAUGUUACUGGGACCAUUGGUGAGGGUGAAGAUUUUGCAAAGUGGAAGGCACAAUUUGAGGAGGUCCCCAGUUUGCUUACUGAAGCAGAAAAAAAGGCCUGGAUUGGAAAAUUAAAUGGUGUCUCACUAAGCUCUGAUGCAUUUUUCCCUUUUAGGGAUAAUGUAGAUAGAGCAAACCAGAGUGGAGUCCAGUUCAUUGUUUCCCCGUCUGGUUCUACUGCUGACCAAGUUGUGAUUGAAGCUUGUGAUGAACUGGGAAUAAGUCUUAUUCAUACCAACCUUCGCCUGUUUCACCACUGAUAUUUAAAAAUCAGUAUUUUUGAAACAUCUUCUUUACACAAUCUGCUAAAAUCUGCACAUGUUGAGAGGACUAAAAUAAGAUAAAAGUAUGAAAAUUUCUUGAAAAAUAAAAGGGCAAAACUAUCAA
Messenger RNA from Notechis scutatus (mainland tiger snake), 2021 nucleotides. RefSeq names its product 5-aminoimidazole-4-carboxamide ribonucleotide formyltransferase/IMP cyclohydrolase (gene ATIC). The record is from RefSeq and is a predicted model, not a curated record. Gene Ontology annotation, biological process: 'de novo' IMP biosynthetic process. Gene Ontology annotation, cellular component: cytosol. Gene Ontology annotation, molecular function: phosphoribosylaminoimidazolecarboxamide formyltransferase activity; IMP cyclohydrolase activity. Lineage: Eukaryota; Metazoa; Chordata; Lepidosauria; Squamata; Elapidae.